UUUUUUCUUCUCUUAUUAUGUAACUUGGGGCCUCGAUUAUGUAAAUUGGUUUUUGGCAUUCUCAUACCAUUUUGAAUUGAGAAGUUGAUAUUUUUAUGUCUUCUCUUAUUAGCAAUUGAGGAGCGUGUAUGUAGUUUGUCGUGUUUUUACUCUACAAGGGUUCUUAGGAGGAGAAUAAAUUUGUGUGGGCCUGAGCUGUUAAAGCUGUUGUUGUCAGUAGAACUUUUGGUUUAACUGGGUUUUUUGUUUUGUUGGAAUUGGAAAUAGCAAUUUGAAUGCCUCUUUCUCAUCAAUUAUAGACUUCUGGGUUUUUCUUCUUUGUUUGGUUUCUCCGGGGUCUCUUUCAUAUUUCACCAUCCAAAACCCUAGUUACCAUUCUAUGAAUUCACCGCUGCAUUAAAUUUCUAUUUUUCCCACCCUGUUUAAGACUGCCAUUUAUUGCAUCUUUGAUUUUAUGGUUUUCAGAUAUUUCUCAUGGUCCAACUGAACUUCGUUGCCUUUUUUGUUCAUCAAUCGGUCAGCAAUCCACAAGAGUCCAAAUUUUGAAUUGUGGAGCAAAUCACUAUUGAAAUCUUCACAUACUUCACUAAGUUUAGUGAUUUUUAUUGGAGGCGAUCCCUGCUUUGGUUUCAUUGGCGUUUUCUUGGUCCGUUUGUUUCUCCUCUUCUGCUUACCUAUGUAGUCUGACAUCUCUGCUUCUCAUAAUUUAGCCCACCAUCGAACUUGUUAUUGGAAUCCCACUAUAAGAAUAAUUCAGAUCCGAUUUUGAAGAGCAAGUCCAGAAAGUUCAAAGCUUUGGUGCUGGGUUUAGCCUAGACCAUAGAGUAGUUUAUUAGAUUUCUGUGGUUAAUAUUCUGGAUAGUGGAUUCAGGAUAAGCUAGAUGACUGUGGAUGAAGCGGGUAGUGACUCCAUAUGGAGUAGAGAGCAAAAUAAGGCUUUUGAGAAUGCCCUGGCAACUCAUCCGGAAGAUGGUUCAGAUCGAUGGGAGAAAAUUGCAGCUGAUGUACCAGGGAAAACCCUAGAAGAGAUUAAACAUCACUACGAGCUCUUGGUUGAUGAUAUUAACCAGAUUGAAUCUGGCUGUGUGCCUCUGCCUUCCUAUAAUUCCUCUCUAGAGGGUUCAACAAGCCAUGCCGGUGAUGAAGGAACUAAUAAGAAGGGUGGCCAUUUGGGUCAUUAUAACAGUGAGUCUAAUCAUGGAAGUAAGGCUUCAAGGUCAGAUCAGGAACGCCGUAAAGGGAUUGCUUGGACAGAAGAUGAGCACAGAUUAUUUCUUCUUGGUUUGGACAAAUAUGGGAAAGGGGACUGGCGAAGUAUAUCUCGAAACUUUGUGGUGACACGAACACCUACACAAGUGGCAAGCCAUGCACAAAAGUACUUCAUCCGUUUGAAUUCGAUGAACAAAGAUAGGAGGCGAUCAAGUAUUCAUGACAUCACAAGUGUUGGCAAUGGAGACAUUUCGGCACCCCAAGGACCAAUUACCGGUCAAACAAAUGGUGGUUCUGCAGGAGGUUCCUCUGGCAAAUCAACCAAACAAACUCCUCAGCCCCCAGCUGGGCCGGCAGGUGUUGGCAUGUAUGCCACUCCAACUAUAGGGCAACCAAUAGGAGGAUCCCUUGUCUCAGCAGUUGGUACCCCAGUGAGUCUUCCUACAGGAGGCCAUAUGGCAUAUGGUGUAAGAGCCCCUGUACCUGGAGUUAUGGUUCCUGGUGCCCCAAUGAAUAUGGGUCCAAUGGCAUAUCCAAUGCCGCAUACAUCUGCACAUAGGUAAUGUGCCAUUUAGCUGCAACAUGUUCAAAGGACAGAAGACUUGGUGCUUAUGCUCUUGUUGGGUUUUUGGAAUCCCUUUAGAUCAAAGCCUGAAUAUUUUUGCUUAUAUGGCACAAGAAGUUUAAUGUUUAAGGUCAUUUGUCUAUUUUUGCAUCCGUUUGAAAUAAGGUGUAUGGGUAGGAAUUACCUGAAUCUGUAUAGACAACUCUGGAAAAGGUGGCAGUAUUUAUAAGUAGGACAGGAUUCUAGUUUGUUUGUCUUACAAACAUUUUAAGAGCAAUUAUUAGUCUUUAGAGAGGUAGUCAGUGCUUAAGUUGUAAAGAACCCCUUUUAUAUCUUUUACUAUUUUGAGUAGCAUAUCUAAGCCACCAGGCUUUGCUAUGUAUUUUAUUUGACCUAUCCUUUGUUGAUU
Corylus avellana is the source of this 2183-nucleotide messenger RNA. Its product is annotated as Duplicated homeodomain-like superfamily protein. The record is from RefSeq and is a predicted model, not a curated record. Lineage: Eukaryota; Viridiplantae; Streptophyta; Magnoliopsida; Fagales; Betulaceae. Gene Ontology annotation, molecular function: DNA binding.